UCAGACCGGAAAAUGGAGCCAAGUCUUGAUAUACUGUCAAAAGAAGACGUAAAAAAAUGUAUAAAUGCAGAAGUACUGAUGGAAAAACUAGAAUUUGCAUUGGCUGAUUACUCUAAAGGAGAAGAUGGAGGUACGCAGCAACCACUUAGACUUACCAUUCCUGUAGAUCACUAUAAAGGGUACGAGUUUGGACUUAUUUUUGAGCGGUUCUUUUUUUCGUGUUCAUAAGUCAAAUCAUCGUGGUUAGCUUACGUAAUACAAUUUAUAAUUUUUAAUAUUAGACGUAAGUUUAUUGAAAUUUUCGAACAAUUGAUUAUAGAAUUAAAUAAGCUAAAUUAAUACAUGAAUAUAACUUAGCAAAUACUUCGUAACAAGUGGUCUCUUUGAACUCUAGUAAUAUUAUAUGGACAACUAGGACGAUCUAUUAUUCUUCUAAAAGUUUGUCAAAACAAGAGGUUAAAACGUACAUGAUUUUCAAGAAUGUUUGCACGUUUUGUAAACAUUAAAGAUAUAAAUUUAUAAACGAAAUUCUUUUCCUCAGCCGUCAGUUCGUUAUGUCAGCCUUUAGUCAAAGAGAGAAUGCUCUAGCCACGAAGGUUGUCGGCUUCUACCCAGAGAACAAGGAUGAGCCUACUCAUCCAUCAGAUAUAAUGUUGUACAAUCCAUUGAAUGGAUCUUUACAAGCUAUAAUGGACGGAACAGUUAUAACAGAAUAUAGAACUGGUUUGGUUUCUGCUAUAGCUUCGAAACAUUUAGCUAAUCCCACUUCGAAGAUUUUAGCCAUUCUUGGAUCUGGUGUCCAAUGCACUGGACAUUUUAAUGCGCUAUCCUUGUUGUAUAAUUUCGAUGACGUUCGAAUUUGGAAUAUAAAUAUUCAAUCAGCCGAAAUAGCUGCAAAAAAAUUAGGUAAACCAUGUAGGGUAUGUACAACUGCUGAAGAGGCUGUAAAAGAUGCUGAUAUAAUAUGUACCGUUACAUCUACAAGUACACCUGUUUUAAAUAAGGAUUGGGUAAAACCUGGUUGUCACAUUAAUUCGGUUGGGGCGGUCAAACCAAAAUGGCAGGAAUUGGAAAGCGAUCUAAUGAGAAGCUCAGUUGUUUACGUUGAUUCGAAAGAAGCAGCUUGUCAAGAAACCGGUGAUAUAAUAAUUUCAAAAUGCGAAAUCUAUGCCGAAAUUGGAGAAGUUAUUAACGGGCAGAAAGAAGCAAGAUGGCACGAAACAACAGUUUUCAAAUCUGUCGGUAAGCUUAGUCAUAAAAAAUAUAUUUUUAUAAAAUAUCUGAAUAAGCUAAUCUAUUUAUAUUCUCAAUUAUAAUUAUACAUAAAAAAAAUACAGGUAUGGCCAUAGAAGACGCAGUAUCUGCUAAAAUGGUUUAUGAAAAGUAUCGCAGUUUAAAAUAAAUAAUAAAUAAUAAAGUUUAUAAAAGAAAAAAGUAUGAUUGUUUUAUUGCUAUAUUGAUUUGAAAGACUCUUAUAUACCAGUAUAUACAGAAUAUAUAUGAAUUCAAUAUAAAUAUAUAAAGAUAUAGUCCAUAUUAUAGAAGAUUGUUAGAAGAUAUGACGUAAAC
Molecule: messenger RNA, 1569 nt
Organism: Dimorphilus gyrociliatus
Lineage: Eukaryota; Metazoa; Annelida; Polychaeta; Dinophilidae
Source: the annotation of a GenBank genome assembly